Nematolebias whitei (Rio pearlfish) is the source of this 3918-nucleotide messenger RNA. RefSeq names its product extracellular calcium-sensing receptor-like. Gene Ontology annotation, cellular component: membrane. The transcript has 15 exons. Gene Ontology annotation, biological process: G protein-coupled receptor signaling pathway. The record is from RefSeq and is a predicted model, not a curated record. Bases 1 to 3918 code for a protein of 1305 amino acids. Lineage: Eukaryota; Metazoa; Chordata; Actinopteri; Cyprinodontiformes; Rivulidae. Gene Ontology annotation, molecular function: G protein-coupled receptor activity.
AUGAAUCUCAUGCAGCCCAUUAAACUCGCAUGCUUCCUCCUGCUUUCAUGGUCACACUGGUUUGUUUCUUCUGCUGCAUCCUCCUCUCUGAACUCCACCUCGUGUCUGUUGCGGGGGCAGUUUCAUCUAAAUGGGAUGCAUAAACCUGGAGACGUGAUGCUGGGGGGGCUGUUUCAAGUUCAUUUCUUCUGCGUUUUUCCAGACCUGUCUUUUAACUUUGCGCCAGAACAGCUUACCUGUUAUGGUUUUGAUGUUCUAGGAAUUAGACAGGCCCAGACCAUGGCCUUUGCUAUUGAUGAGAUCAACAGAAAUCCUAAGCUGUUACCCAACGUGAGUCUGGGGUUCAGCAUGUAUGACAACUGCCUCACUCUUGGAAUUGGGUUUCGUGCAGCCCUGGCAUUAAUCAGUGGUCAAGUGGAGGAAAUUAUUUUAGAUGAGACCUGUGUAGGCAUCCCUCCAGUCGUAGCGAUCGUGGGGGAUUCUUCCUCCACAGGUAGUAUUGCCAUCUCAACCAUUGUAGGUUUGUACAGAGUGCCCAUGGUGAGUUAUUUUGCCACAUGUUCCUGCCUGAGUGACCGGCAGAGGUUUCCAUCUUUCUUCAGGACAAUACCAAGUGAUGAUUUCCAGGUCCGAGCUGUGAUUCAGAUUCUAAAACACUUUGGCUGGACUUGGGCUGGUCUGUUGAUCAGUGAUGAUGAUUAUGGGCUUCACGCUGCUCGAUCCUUCCAGUCUUAUCUCAGUCUGUCUGGUGAAGGGUGUCUGGCCUACUUAGAAGUUUUGCCGUGGGAAAAAGACUUAAGUGAGCUAAAAAGGAUUGUAGACACAAUGAAGAAAUCCACAGCUCGAGUGGUCAUUGCAUUUGCACAUGAGAGUCUGAUUGUCAACCUCAUGGAAGAGGUGGUGAGGCAGAAUCUGACAGGCCUGCAGUGGUUGGGGAGUGAAGCAUGGGCCACAGCUGCUGUUCUUCAGACCCCCCACCUCAUGCCGUACCUGGGUGGUACGUUGGGUAUAGCUAUCCAUCAAGGAGAGAUACCAGGCCUCAAAAACUUCCUGUUACAAACACUGUUACUGGGCUACAUUGGUUUACUGGCCAUUCUCAGUUUUUUUAUUGCAUUUCUGGCAAGAAAUCUUCCAGACAACUUCAAUGAGGCCAAAUUCAUCACUUUCAGCAUGUUGAUCUUCUGUGCUGUGUGGGUGGCCUUUGUUCCUGCUUAUUUCAGCUCACCCGGAAAACAUGCAGAUGCAGUGGAGGUGUUUGCUAUCCUGGCUUCCAGUUUUGGCCUCUUGGUGGCGCUGUUUGGACCCAAAUGUUACAUAAUCCUGCUGAGACCAGAGAGGAACACAAAGAAAGCCAUAAUGGGUCGAAGCUCCAAAGGUACUACUGAACUUUUUGAUGUUCUAGGAAUUAGACAGGCCCAGACCAUGGCCUUUGCUAUUGAUGAGAUCAACAGAAAUCCCAAGCUGUUACCCAACAUGACACUUGGGUUCAGCAUGUAUGACAACUGCCUCACUCUUGGAAUUUCGUUUCGUGCAGCCCUGGCAUUAAUCAGUGGUCAAGAGGAGGAAAUUAUAUUAGAUGAGACCUGUGUAGGCAUCGCUCCAGUUGUAGGGAUCGUGGGGGAUUCUUCCUCCACAGGCACUAUAGCCAUCUCCAACAUCGCAGGUUUUUACAGAUUGCCCACGGUGAGUUAUUUUGCCACAUGUUCCUGCCUGAGUGACCGGCAGAGGUUUCCAUCCUUCUUUAGGACAAUACCAAGUGAUGCUUUCCAGGUGGUGAGACAGAAUCUGACAGGCCUGCAGUGGUUGGCAAGUGAAGCAUGGGCCACUGCUGAUGUGCUUCAGACCCCCCACCUCAUGCCGUACCUGGGUGGUACGCUGGGUAUUGCUAUUCGUCGAGGAGAGAUACCAGGCCUCAAAAACUUCCUGUUACAAACACGUCCUGACUUACAUCACAACAACAGUAAUGAAAACAGCAUGGUGAACCAGUUUUGGGAAUUCACAUUUCAGUGCAGAUUUGCACCACCUCCAACAGGUUGGGUGGAGAACGGGGGAUCAAUAUGUACUGGAGAGGAGGAUUUGGAGAGUGUGGAAACAGAGCUUUUGGAUGUUUCUAACCUCAGGCCUGAGUACAAUGUGUAUAAGGCUGUGUAUGCACUGGCAUAUGCCCUUGAUGAUAUGCUGCAGUGUGAACCAGGCAGGGGGCCUUUCAGUGGGGGUCGCUGUGCUGAUGUACAGACACUUGAGCCAUGGCAGCUUGUGUUUUACCUGGAAAAGGUCAAUUUCACCACAUCAUUUGGUGAUCAGGUGUCAUUUGAUGCAAAUGGUGAUGCUUUACCAAUUUAUGAUGUUAUGAACUGGCUGUGGCUCCCUGAUGGACGAACAAAAGUUCAGAAUGUGGGAGAUGUUAAAAUGUCGGCCCUCAAAGGUGAAGAACUAAUGCUUUAUGAAGACAAAAUCUUCUGGAACUUUGAAUCCAAACAGCCACCACAAUCAAUGUGCAGUGAAAACUGUCCUCCAGGAUCUCGCAUAAUGAAAAAGAAGGGGGAACCUUUUUGUUGUUUUGACUGCAUUCCUUGUUCUGAGGGAACAAUCAGUAAUAACACCAAUUCCUUGGAGUGCUUCAGUUGUCCAGAGGACCUCUGGUCCAGCCCCCAGCGUGACCACUGUGUUCCUAAGAAAACUGAGUUCCUGUCCUAUCAGGAGCCUCUGGGUAUCUGUUUGACAGUUGCUUCAUUACUGGGCACUUUCAUCUGUGCUGUUGUUCUGGUGAUCUUCAUCUAUCACCGCAGUACACCUAUAGUGAGGGCCAAUAAUUCAGAACUGAGCUUCCAGCUGCUGCUCUCACUGAAGUUAUGUUUCCUGUGUUCCCUGCUGUUCAUUGGACGACCCAGACUGUGGACAUGUCAACUGAGACAUGCAGUGUUUGGGAUCAGUUUUGUGCUUUGUGUCUCAUGCAUCUUGGUUAAAACCAUGGUGGUUCUGGCUGUGUUCAACACUUCCAAGCCAGGAGGUGGAGCAAGUCUGAAGUGGUUUGGUGUUUCACAGCAGAGGGGGACAGUUUUAGUUCUCACCUCUGUCCAGGCAGCGAUCUGCACCACUUGGCUUGUCUCCUCCUCACCCACUCCACAUAAAAACACCCACUACCACAAUGACAAGAUAGUUUAUGAAUGCAUAGUUGGUUCCACUGUUGGAUUUUCAGUGUUACUGGGCUAUAUCGGCUUAUUGGCUGUCCUUAGCUUUGUUCUAGCAUUUCUGGCUAGAAAUCUUCCAGACAACUUCAAUGAGGCCAAACUCAUCACUUUCAGCAUGUUGAUCUUCUGUGCCGUGUGGGUGGCCUUUGUCCCUGCUUACAUCAACUCACCAGGAAAACACGCAGAUGCAGUGGAGGUGUUUGCUAUCCUGGCUUCCAGUUUUGGCCUCUUGGCGGCGCUGUUUGGACCCAAGUGUUACAUAAUCUUGCUGAGACCAGAGAGAAAUACAAAGAAAGCUAUCAUGGGUCGAAGCACCAAAGAGGCUUCUGGUCCCCUCAAUGCUGCAGAGCUUCUGGUCCCCAUGCCUGUUGCAGAUCUUCUGGUCCCUACGUCUGCUGCAGACCUUUUGAUCCCCACUGUUGCAGACCUUCUGAUCCCCACAUCUGAUACAGACCUUCUGGUCCCUACGUCUGCUCCAGGCCCUCUGUUUUCAUCACAUGUGUCGGGUCUGCUGGUCCCAUCUACAGCUGUAGACCCAGCUCCCGCCUCACUCUGGACCACUGUGCCGAUCCACCUGGGCUACACGAACCAGGUCAAAGCCGGGCUCAAGGUGAACCAAUCCUACUGGUUAGUGAGGGUCCAAUGGCCUGCAGUUCUUUACUCCAUGUGCCCCCUGAUGUGCAUGAUUCUGAAGCAGAACGUCCAUUCUGAACAUUCUGGAUGGUGA